Messenger RNA from Penicillium longicatenatum, 330 nucleotides. RefSeq lists its product as uncharacterized. Lineage: Eukaryota; Fungi; Ascomycota; Eurotiomycetes; Eurotiales; Aspergillaceae. The transcript has a single exon. The coding region runs from base 1 to 330 and encodes 109 amino acids. The record is from RefSeq and is a predicted model, not a curated record.
AUGCCUGGGCAUAUUGAAUAUCAGCAUUCUGAGGCCAUUCCGCCUGAGGAAAUUCAAGAGCACGGUCCCUUCACAAUUUUUUCUGUGAGACGGCACAAAAAUUAUGAGAUUGUGAACCAAGCCGAGCAACAGGCCAGGAAGGACUGGGAAUACCAUAUCGGAGAUGGAAUUGCUCGCGAUUUCAAGGGAGUCGAGAACCCUGUGACAGGAACCUGGGAUUCGCUGAUUAUGCCGGAAUGUAGGCCCGAGCUAUUGUUCCCCGUCGCAUGGAUCACACAAACAUUCUUCUUUGUCGAUGGUCAGUAUUAUGUUUAUGAUGGCCGAUUUUAG